Messenger RNA from Striga hermonthica, 882 nucleotides. The record is from the annotation of a GenBank genome assembly. NCBI's taxonomy places the organism in Eukaryota, Viridiplantae, Streptophyta, Magnoliopsida, Lamiales, Orobanchaceae.
AUGGGAAAACCAAACUGCCAUGCCAAGAAGGAGUUGAAAAAGGGGCCUUGGACUCGAGACGAAGACCAGAAGCUGUUGGCUUAUAUUAACGAACACGGCCACGGCAACUGGCGUUCUCUCCCUGCUAAAGCAGGGUUAGAGAGAUGUGGUAAGAGCUGCAGACUGAGGUGGACGAAUUAUCUGCGACCCGAUAUCAAGAGAGGUAAGUUGAGCUCUCAUGAAGAGAAGACCAUUAUUCGACUCCAUGCUCUUCUUGGCAACAGGUGGUCCGCAAUAGCAGCCCACCUACCCAAAAGAACGGACAACGAGAUAAAGAACUACUGGAACACCCGCCUCAAGAAACGCCUGUCCCGAAUGGGUAUCGACCCAGCAACCCACAAGCCCAAGGCAAGUAGCUCGGCCCAAUCCCAACACGCGGCCACACUCAGCCACAUGGCCCAAUGGGAAGCCGCCAGGCUCGAGGCCGAAGCCCGUGCCUCCCAACCGGCCCAACUCCUCCGCCGCUUCCCAAUCCCCCGGCCGCCACCUCACCACGUGGCGGUGGCCCCACCGUGCCUCGACGUUCUCAAGGUGUGGCGGGCCACCUCCGGGAGCCUCGACUCCCCAACUUCAAUUUUCAACUUCUCCAGUAAUACCCACGCAGUUCCUGCAGUUGGUUCUGUGUCCACAAACAUUCCCAACGGCGAAUUUUUUGUUGAGGGCAAAACGGACAAUUUGGACGGUGUGAGUUUCGAUUGUGAUGGUGCAUUUGGCGCGGUGGACCUUGCCGCACUAGAUCGUGACCCCGGCGUGGGGGAGUUUGAGGAUGUGAGGAACUAUUGGAACGACAUACUGAAUUUAGUGAACUCGCCGGUGGAGUUGUCGGGGUUUUUGGACUUUUAG